This is a messenger RNA of Selaginella moellendorffii, 1815 nucleotides long. Its product is annotated as AFG1-like ATPase. The record is from RefSeq and is a predicted model, not a curated record. Gene Ontology annotation, molecular function: calcium ion binding; ATP hydrolysis activity; ATP binding. The transcript is spliced from 13 exons. Gene Ontology annotation, cellular component: cytoplasm; chloroplast; mitochondrion. Bases 80 to 1711 code for a protein of 543 amino acids. Lineage: Eukaryota; Viridiplantae; Streptophyta; Lycopodiopsida; Selaginellales; Selaginellaceae.
UAAAUGUCGAGGAAGAACGCUUUUGCGUGAAGCGGCGGGCGAUGCUGCGCUGAGAAAGAGGAGCCGAGAUCGAUCAUCCAUGGCGUUCUUGAGCAUCGGCCACUUGCAGCGCUCGCCCAGGCCCUUGCUCACGCUGCUCAAUCGCUUCCUCCACGAGCUCCAUGGCGCGGUCUCCUCCACGGCGCGCAUUGAGGACAUUCCAGUCGGCACUGCGCCGCUGGACGCCUACCAUCAGCUCGUCAAGGCUGGGACGAUUCGACACGACAAUGGCCAGCUUGCAGCUCUCCAGCCUCUGGAGCGCUUGCAUCGAGAGCUCCAAGGCUACGAGCCGGCGACCUCAGCUAAUCUCACCUCCAAGUUCUUCAGUGCUUUUCGGCUCAAACCAUCUCAAGAAGCGCCCAAAGGGGUGUAUAUCUAUGGAGGAGUCGGCACUGGAAAAUCUCUCGUUCAAGAUAUCUUCUUUCACUGUAGUCCUGUGAGAAGUAAGAGACGAGUUCACUUUCACCAGUUCAUGCUCGACGUCCACAAGAGAUUGCAUGAGAAGCGCUUGCAAGGACAAGGGAAAUCAGGCGACUUGAUCGAAUUAGUAGCUCGGGACUUGUUGGCGGCUGGUUGGCUGCUUUGCUUUGACGAGUUUCAAGUCAUAGAUAUCGCUGACGCUAUGAUACUGAGAAGGCUCUUGGAGAACCUUUUUCGAUCAGGGGCAGUGAUGGUAGCAUCCUCGAAUCGUGCACCUUCUGAACUCUACAAAAAUGGUUUGCAAAGAGACCUCUUUCUACCUUGCAUAGAGCUUAUUAAGAGCCGCUGCGAGGUCCAUGUUUUUCGUCCUAACUCUCCAGACUAUCGUCUAAUAGGUGCACGUCCCGAUGGCUCCAGUUCACUGUCUGUCGUAUGGCACAUGCCUUUGAACGAAGAGACCUCUAAAGCCCUGGAGCGCUCUUUUCUCGAGCUUGCAGGUGAUAGACCGAUUUUUACAACUGUUUUGAAGGAGAGUAACAGGGCCAUCUUUGUACCAAGGGCCGCUGGUGGAAUUGCAUACUUCACCUUCUAUGAACUUUGUGGAACUUUCAAAGGAGCAGCCGACUACAUCGCCAUAGCUGCGUCCUUCCAUACCGUGUUUAUCGCCGGCAUUCCUAGAAUGACACGCUCUCAUGCUGAAAUGGCAAGGAGAUUCAUCACGCUUGUUGAUGUAUUUUACGAGCAUAAAGUUAAACUAAUCGUUAGCGCGGACGCACAGCCUGGAGAUCUAUACCUCCCAAGACUAGAGGACGACCAGCCAGUUGCUGGAGUCGUGAAGCCGAGAGAAGAAAAGGGCGGAACGACCGCAUACGAAGAAAAAGACGAGGAAUUUGCGUUUGCCAGGACCGUGUCGCGCCUCAACCACAUGCAGUCCGUGGAUUAUCUGUCCGCGUCUUGGGCAGCACCAGGCAAAGCAUUUAUAUGUCAUUUGCAGAGCACUAAAUUGCAAGAGGGUGACUUGCGAAGGAUCUGGGACCGCUACAACAUAAACAAAGACACCAAGCUCAGCCGCGACGAGUUGCUUCUGAUGAUGGAGGAUCUCACAGACAUCAAGUGCGGCCAUCGAAACGUCCCCGAGGAACUCUUGGAAGACAUGUAUAAGAAGCUCGACGCCAACGGCGACGGGGACGUGGUGUGGGAAGAAUUCCGGAAUUACUUCCUCGAGUACGGCCUUGAGACUGAGUGCGUGUGAUUUAUCGUUUUUGGUCCGUUGGAUUAAACACGAUCCAGCGGUUGAGAGUUUAUGUUCUGGUCCGUCGGAUUUUAAUACGAUCUAGCGGUUGAGAUUGGUAGUAA